AUGUCAUACACCGAAAGGGCCCCGACUAUCACGUAUACGCUCAUUGCGGGCUUCGCCGUUUUUUUACUCUUCAAAAUCGCGCAAUGGGUUCGGGGAACUCUCCGGCCCAAGGCAUUCCCACCAGGGCCCCCGAUAAUUCCGGGUCUUGGGAAUCUACUGGAUGUGCCUCUGCAUAAGCCGUAUCUUCAAUUUCACAAGUGGUCAAAAGAGUACGGUGAUGCGGUGGGCAUCAAGGCCGGCACCGGAAAUCUGGUGAUUCUCAACACCCCAGCUCUGGUAUAUGAGCUGUUCGACAAACGUGGAGCAACAUGCUCGGACAGACCAGACUCUUAUGUGAUCUCCAAACACGUUGCCUACGGACCAGAAGAGAAACAGAUUGCCAUUUUGCAAUAUGACGACUACUAUAAACGAUGGCGCAAGGCCCUUCAGUACAUUCUCGCCAGCGGAGGGGUCAAAAGGGUCUUACCUCUUCUCGAGGCGGAGGCAUGUAGCUUGACACACAAGCUCCUCCAUGGGGGUGACAAGAACUACGUGGAGCAUCUUCAGUACUGGGCCUUCGCGGUGCCCCUCGUGAUCACUGUUGGCGAGCGACUGAAGGACAUGCCUCCUGAGUAUAUGGAGGAUUUCUUCCACGCCCAAGAGGAAAUUCUGAAACUCGCUAUUCCAGGAGUCGCUCCGCCGGUCGAUAUCUUCCCCAUCCUCAAAUACGUUCCCGAGUUCUGCUGUUCCUGGAAGAGUCACGCCCGACUCGUUCGACAGCUGAUUGUCGGCGACGCAAACAAAUUCCUCAGUGGUGGCCUGAAGCAGUUUAAGCAGAUCCAGGAGGACCCCAGUUCCGUGAGGUUUCAAAGCCUGCUGGCCAAGAUUAUGCUCGACCAGGCCGACGGAGAGUCCAAACAGAAGAAUUUCUCCACCACGGAGCUGGGCUUCGCCGGGCAGGGAAUGGUGGCUGCUGCCGUGGACACAACUGCCGCGACUCUCAAAAACCUGCUGGUCACCUUUGCUGCGUAUCCGGACAUCCUUGCCAAGGCGCAAGAAGAAGUCGAUCGAGUGGGCAAUGGAACACCGCCGACGAGCGACAGUCUCGGGCAAUUGACGUACCUGAGGGCCUGCAUUUCGGAGAUUCUUCGAUGGCGCCCAACCACUCCGAGUGCUUUUCCGCACGUUCUAACAAGAGAUGAAUCCGUGGGCGGCUACGUCUAUCCAAAGGGUACUAUGCUUAUUGCGAAUGCCUGGACAAUCCACCGCAACGAAGAGGAAUACGAUCGACCCGACGAAUUCAUUCCGGAAAGAUUUAUCGACAAUCCGUUUGGCAUGCGAAACGUUCCUGAUGUAAAAGACGCCAGCCGAAGAGUUCUGUACGCCUUCGGUUCGGGUCGGCGACAGUGUCCAGGCGAGCUUUUCGCUUACACGACCAUUUCUUUGACGUUAUCCAAGCUACUCUGGGCCUAUGAUAUUUUGCCGCCGCCGGGGGGUGUCGACAUAAGCGUCGAGACUGGAUUUCAGGAUGGGCUCGUCACACAACCCAUCAAUCCCAAGGUUCUGUUUCGACUGCGCGAUGAGAAGCGCGAAGGCGCUGUUGUGGACGAUUUGAGGCGAUCAGAGGCCAUUUCCAAGGAAAUCUUGGGCGACUCCUGA
Penicillium alfredii is the source of this 1638-nucleotide messenger RNA. RefSeq names its product cytochrome P450. The record is from RefSeq and is a predicted model, not a curated record. Gene Ontology annotation, molecular function: monooxygenase activity; oxidoreductase activity, acting on paired donors, with incorporation or reduction of molecular oxygen; heme binding. The transcript is spliced from 2 exons. NCBI's taxonomy places the organism in Eukaryota, Fungi, Ascomycota, Eurotiomycetes, Eurotiales, Aspergillaceae. The coding region runs from base 1 to 1638 and encodes 545 amino acids.